UUGUUACAUUAGAGUGAAUCCAAGUAAUGACAUGGUUUCUAAGCACCAGCAGAUUGAGCUCCUCUGGCUGAGCUACUAUAUAACUGGCUGAGAUGAUGAACUAGUUGGACACAGUUGGUGUGAGAUCCAACAUUUGGUCCUUUAAAGGGCUUUUCUAACCAAGAGGCUAAAUGUUUAUGGGUCUUUGAUGGUAGUGGUUCUUAUUUUGGAGUGUGUAACUGCGCAGGCUGUUAAGGUAUGCAUGACUGAAUAGGUGAACUCCAAACUGAAUUUCACUCAGGACUUGGGAGAUGAUGGAUGGAUAAAGGAGGGCCAUGCUGAUGAGUGGAGAGCUUGAAUUCAUCUGACACAGAAGAUCACCUCUACCACACGGAGGAGAGAGGAACCUGCUGGCUAUGAUGCAUUGCUGGAGCCUGUUUGUGUCCACAUUUACAGUAGUAUGCUUCCUACCUGUGUUUUUGUACAUACUGUAUUGUCAAAUUCCCUCUUAUUAUUGAUCGAAUUGAGCAGUUUGUGUAAUGAUUUGGAGGAUGUUUUUGUAGGACGACUUGUAGGACCAUACAUUUAUUUGAACAUGGGGGAGGAAGUGAAAAAGCGCCCCAUCAUUGCUGGCAGAGAGAAAGGGCCAGGACCGGGGCGUUACGCUCUGCCACCAACCAUUGGUUUCAUCGGCCAUGACUUCACCAAGCCAACCAGCCCUGCUUACUCAUUCCACGGCAGAAUGAGCAACAACUUGUACGGUGUUGACUCCAGUCCUGGGCCUCGGUAUUACAUUGAUGCAAAAAUCACCCGUUUCGGCAGGGAUGGCAACCCCGCAUACUCCAUGUUGGGCAGAGUGAGAGGAUCAUCAAGUAAGUUCCCACCAACUUCAGCAGGGCAUUUCCAGACUCCUGGACCUGGGGCAUACAGCCCUGAGAAUGCUCCUCCAUGCAACACCCAGCGCAGACCCCCAUCCUACACUAUGGGCUCCCGCACUCGCUACCGUACCAUCGACUCAGUCCCUGCCCCCAACAAGUACUGUCUUCCUGCUCUCAUGGGCCCCCAGGUUCCCACCAAGCCAGCCAGUGCCAGCUACACCAUGUCAGGGCACUGCAAAUUAGGGGGUCCCUCAGAAGACCUGGCCAAGACCCCAGGCCCUGGUAGAUACAACAGUACAGAUCCAAGUGUCUACCUGCCCAGGCAACCAGCUUUCUCCAUGCUAGGUCGCCAUGGCUUUCCCAACGAUGCCACUCUGAAGCCUGGCCCUGGAACUCAUAAUCCUGAGAAGGUGACUGUCCACAAGCCCCGGGCUCCUGCCUUCUCUCUGGGCAUCAGACACUCUGAAUUUGUCACCCCACUGGUGGUCAAUGUAGCUGACUGAAAAGC
Molecule: messenger RNA, 1365 nt
Organism: Oncorhynchus keta (chum salmon)
Lineage: Eukaryota; Metazoa; Chordata; Actinopteri; Salmoniformes; Salmonidae
Gene: cimap1d
Product: outer dense fiber of sperm tails 3-like 2b
Exons: 4
Coding region: 440-1360 (306 amino acids)
Cellular component (GO): cytoskeleton
Source: RefSeq, a predicted model, not a curated record